Molecule: messenger RNA, 2049 nt
Organism: Pecten maximus
Lineage: Eukaryota; Metazoa; Mollusca; Bivalvia; Pectinida; Pectinidae
Product: neuronal acetylcholine receptor subunit beta-2-like
Exons: 1
Coding region: 110-1552 (480 amino acids)
Biological process (GO): nervous system process; regulation of membrane potential; monoatomic ion transmembrane transport
Cellular component (GO): membrane; neuron projection; synapse
Molecular function (GO): neurotransmitter receptor activity; extracellular ligand-gated monoatomic ion channel activity; transmembrane signaling receptor activity
Source: RefSeq, a predicted model, not a curated record
CUUUAUAAACAUCCGCGCAUUAUAUGUAAAGAAUGGUUUGGUACUAUUUAAUACGCGACGACUGAAAAAAAACCUACUUCAUAAACCAACUGGAUUUUGGACAAUUAAGAUGGAUUUUAGAGUAGCGUUGGUUUUGCUGCCUGCUUUAUAUGGAAUAACAUUUGGACAACGUACUGAUGAUUUACAUAGACUCUACACAAACUUAACAACACAUUAUAAUAAAGAUAUACGUCCGUCUGUGGAUCAUUGGGAACCAACAAUAGUGAACGCAUCAUUCAUGUUGUUAUCUAUCAAAGAAUAUGAGGAGAAAUCGGGAAUGCUUGCAGUAGUUGGCAUUUUUACGUUCAUUUGGCAAGAUAUGAAUUUGAUGUGGGACCGUAAUGCAUACGGAGGCAUAACUUCUAUUCUUAUACCGCAGAAUAAGAUAUGGCUGCCGGAAGUGAUUAACGGUAAGCCCUAUGAGGAGAUUGAACCAUUGGGAUUCGACAGGCUCAAUGUGCGCGUGUAUGAGUAUGGUACGGUGUUGUGGAUGCCUGGGGAUGUUUACCAGACCACGUGCUCUGCUGACGUCACAUACUUUCCUUUUGAUUUACAUCAGUGUGAGUAUAUCUUUUCUCCGUGGAUGUAUAGAACUGACGAAGUGUAUCUUCUAUCUACACAUGAUGAAGUUGAUAUCAGCUCAUAUACUCCUAGUGGUCUGUGGGAACUGAAACGUACAGAAGCGUAUGUUGAUGAAGAUUCAUUCGACUCUCAGCUAUUUAUGCUUAGAAUACAGUUCCAACGUCGUCCUAUAUUUCAUAUAGUUAAUAUAUUGGUGCCAAUAAGUGUCAUGGGAAUUUUGAAUGUUUUGGUUUUCCUACUCCCAGCGGAAUCAGGUGAGCGAGUUGGAUUUUCCAUUACGGUUCUACUUGCAAUGUCUGUGUUUCUGACAAUUAUAUCUGAUAUCCUACCGAACACGAGCCAACCAAGCAUUCCUAGAAUGUCUUAUCUCUUACUUGCUGAUUUGGUAAUCAGUUCCUUGAUAACAAUAUGCACUAUCCUUGUACUGCGUUUGCAUCACAAAAGUGAAGACGAUGAUGUCCCAAGAUGGCUGUGGUGUCUUUCGUGUACAAAAUGUUGUUCAAGAAGAAAGAGGAAGAGACGAAGACCCGUUGAUGAGUCUGACACAUUUUUCAAUUUAUACACAGAUGGAUUUACCCAAAGGCCUAUUCAUUAUGUUCCGCCGAUUCAAGAUAACAGAAAAUUAUAUAACGGAGGCAUGAACAGGUUUGGUCACUUUCAAGACCUUUCAAGACCAAGACCUUACAAUGAGAAACGGGACCAUCAAUACGAAUCUGAGAGUACACCGUCUCAUAGCAACAGUGGGGCAUAUAUGAAGGAGGACACCAAGAACAAACGGGAUUCUCAAAACUCUUCAUCUGAUGGCCAACCUCAUAUUGUCAAAUGGAAGGAGAUCGCUGACUUUUUCGACAUUUUCUUUUUUAUUCUGUUUUUGUUGGCUAACAUUGCCAAAAUCACAGCUUCUUUUUUGUUAUUUGUCAGCGACGCUUAAAUGAAUUUUCAUUCGGAGGAAAAAAUAUUCAAAGAUACUUUUCAUUAAGUAUGAGAUAAAAAUCCUCAAACACUUUUAUAGAUAUUUUAAGUGUAGGUCUUCAUAUUCAUUUAUAACCCAAAAGCAUUGUAAUGUUAAUGCACCCAAAGCCCGAACUAAAAAUACCACAAGUGAUAUUCCAUACACAUGUAUUGACAUGUUUGUACAAUACCUAUGAAUGUUUCUUUGAAGCGCAUAUAUUUCACAUAUCGUUCAAACGAUUGUCUCGCACAUUUUUUUUUAUGAAAAUGGACGAGUGAUGCAGAAGCCACGGAAAGUCUGUAUUGGGCAUGCGCAACGCUCAACUGAUUAAUUGUUGCGGGGGUUGUUCACUCGACCCUGACAUUUCCAUUUCAUAAGCAUUUUUCAGCAUCGUCGUUUUUGCAACGCGUUUCUAUUUAGAUUUUAACUACACUAUAUGUGGAUAAUGCAGCAAUAAAUGUUCCUACAUACUUUUC